AUGACGAUGGGAUCUGAGAUUUUCUCGAAGCCAGAUAUCAAAAGAGAUGAUGGAGAAGACAGAGAUGAUGGAGAAGAUAGGGAUGAUGGAGAAGAUAGAGAUGAUGGAGAAGAUAGGGAUGAUGGAGAAGAUAGCGAUAAUGGAGAAGAGAGGGAUGAUGGAGGGAGGACAGGGAUCAUGACGAAGACAGCGAUGAUGGAGGAGUUAAAGUUGAUGGAGAAGAUAAGAGAUGAUGGAAAAGCUUCGUCGACCCUCGACGAUCCCAGCUUCUCCCAAACAAUGAGGAAAGCGACAAACAGGUCGCAGCAGCGACAAACAUCAGUACGUUUGGAACUGCCACACUUAGCCGAAAGCGUAGCAUCCAAAGGAGGCCUUCCCUUUUUCCUCGGCUCGGGUGGUGGAUCCCUCCCCUCCAUCCUCCUCUCCUGCCUCCUUCCUUCUCCCCCUCCCCCUCCUCCUACUACUCCUACAUGUACUUCUCCUCCUACUCCUACUACUGCUUCUCAUCCUCCUCCUACUUCUCCUCCUUUAAUACAGAACCUCCUCCUCCACCUUUUCUCAUCAUCCUCCCCCUCCCCCUUCUAUUCCUCCACCUACUCCUAUUUCUACUUAUCCUCCUCAUUCUACUCUUCCACCUCUUCCUCCUUUUCUAUACCAUCCUCCUCCUCCCCUUUCCCCUAUUCGUCCAUCUCCUGCUAUUUCUACUUCUCCGCGUCAUUCUACUCCUCCACCUCCUCCUAUUUCUACUUCUUCUCCUCCUCCUCCUCCUCCUCCUCCUCCUAUUUCUACUUCUCAUUCUACUCCUCCACCUCCUCCUCAUUCUAUUUUUACUUAUCCUCCUUAUUCUACUGCCCUACCUCCUCCUCCUCCUCCCCCUCCUCCUUCUCCUAUUUCUACUUCUCCUCAUUCUACUCCUCCACUUCCUCCUCCUAUUUCUACUUCUCCUCAUUUUACUCCUCCUCCUCCUAUAUCUAUUUCUUACCCUCAUUCUAUUCCACCAUCUCCUCCUCCUAA
Macrobrachium nipponense is the source of this 1014-nucleotide messenger RNA. RefSeq lists its product as uncharacterized. Bases 1 to 1014 code for a protein of 337 amino acids. NCBI's taxonomy places the organism in Eukaryota, Metazoa, Arthropoda, Malacostraca, Decapoda, Palaemonidae. The transcript has 4 exons. The record is from RefSeq and is a predicted model, not a curated record.